Molecule: messenger RNA, 6913 nt
Organism: Balaenoptera ricei (Rice's whale)
Lineage: Eukaryota; Metazoa; Chordata; Mammalia; Artiodactyla; Balaenopteridae
Gene: KRABD3
Product: KRAB-A domain containing 1
Exons: 18
Coding region: 178-3681 (1167 amino acids)
Biological process (GO): regulation of DNA-templated transcription
Source: RefSeq, a predicted model, not a curated record
CUCUCUUGGGAUGCGACGCCCCACCCCCGCCCCUCCUCAACGGCCUGCGCGCUCGGCCCGGUUUCCUCCUGCGCUGCCCUAGGUCGCUGCCGCCGCCGAGGGUCGCGGCGCAGCCUGUGGGCGGGGAGCGGGUGCCCCCGGCCGUGCCGGAAGCCAGGAGCGGAGGCUGAGUCCGGGAUGGCGCGCCAGGUGUCCAUGGCCUUCCAGGACCUGGCCGUGCGGUUCUCCGAGGACGAGUGGCGGCUGCUGGGGGAGGGGCAGAGGGCGCUCUACCUGGACGUGAUGCGGGAGAACUACGAGACGCUGGCCUCCCUGGGGACAGUGGAGCUGCUGCCCCUCUCUGCCUUCCUGUCUCCCUCGGAGCCUGGAGGAGCCACGGGGGGCGGGAGCUGUGCUGGUGAUGGGCCGGAGCCUCCUCGGGGAGGAGGGCCCCUGGGAGGAGCCCCCCAGCACAGCCUGCACCUCAGCGCCCUGGUGCAGCUGGUGAAGGAGAUCCCAGAGUUCCUGUUCGGGGAAGUCAGCCCUGAGGGCGGAGGAGCCAGCCUGGACGGGGAGGGGGCGAGCCCCGAGGCAGCUGUGAUGGGGGACACUUGCCCUCUCCGAGGCUUGCUCGGCUGCCUUCCAGACACACCUGUCGGCCGGCCUGGCCUGGCCGCCAUGCCCAGCGGCGGCUCAUCCAGCAGCCCGCCCAGAGCCAGGGGGCAGGGGAGCCCCCUCCCCAUCAAAGCUGCUGACAUGCCAAGGCCUGUGGAGGAGGAAAGCCCAGGAGCCCCCAGCGAGGAGCCUAGCCCUCCCACCUGUAGCCCCGGCAGGUGGAAGAGCCACAGGACUCAGGAGAGAGGGACCACGGGGGCAGGAGCCGCAGGAACCUCUCCUGGGAACAGCCCCUUGCAAGGCCUCAUCAGCUGCCUGAAGGAAAUCCUCGAGCCCGGGCCCCAGCACCCCGAGCGGCCCCAGGCCUUACUGCCGCCCGUCCCCAGCCUGGGUGCGUCCCCGCUGACCGGAGCAGAGCCGCGGCCUGGGAGCCCGCCCUGGGCAGUGAAGACAGAGACAGCCUCAGGGGAUUGUCCCCUCCAGGGUCUGCUGAACUGUCUGAAGGAGAUCCCAGAGGCCCGGGACAAGCAACCCAGCCCCUCAGGAGCAAGGGACCCACGGCUGCAGGAGGACCCAGGGGCCUGGAAAAGGAAUUCUGGAGGGCUCUGCCCCCUCCAGACGCCUCCCCCCGGGCCUGGCGCUGGCAGCGUGCUCUCUGCAGUGAAGGUGGAGGACGGCUGGGCCCAGGGGCCCCCAGAGCCCGCAUCCUGUCAGCUCAGCAAGCGGACCCACGGCCCUUCUGCCGCGGGCAGCCCCGGGGACAGUGGAGGCACCGCCUGGGUCCGAGUGCCCAGCUGGGGCUCUGCAGCUCGAGCCGGCAGCGCCUCGAGCUCACCCCUGGAAGCCCUGGAGGCCUGUCUGAGGGGCAUCCCCCUGAGUGGGUCGUUACCUUCCCAGCCGCCGGCCAGCUCUUGGUCCCGGAGCCCCCAGCCAGGAGACCCUGGGUCUCAGAGGCCCGAGCUGCAGCGCCUCGAAUCACACAGCAAAGAGGUGGUCUUGGGGCCUCUUCCGGCUCUGGGCCUGCAGGGCUGCACGAGAGAGAGCCCUGUCCUCCCUGCAGGCUCCCAAGGCACCCCCACCAGCUUCUCUUCGUCCAGCAGCGUUGACGGGGACCUGGAUUUCCAGAGCCCUGAGGGCAGCCAGGGGCAUCGGCCUGGAAAAGGAAGCCCCGUGGGAAGCUCCCCGCUCCAGGGCCUGGAGAACUGCCUCAGAGAGAUACCCGCACCUGGGCCGCAGCCCACCUGGUCCUGCUUCUCAGCAGGGCACAGGGGGCCAUGGAGAGUGGAGCCCAAGAACUGGACGGCAGGCAUGGAAGGACUGAGGGGCCAGGCCUGUGAGCCAGCCCACCUGGGACAGCGAGGGGGUGACGUGCCCACCAGGAGCCUCCGCCUGGCCAGCCCACAGGCACUUGCCUCUGGCACCAUCCCUGCCUGCCACCAGCGAGGCCCCAAGGACCCCAGGGCCGCCAGGCCAGGACCGUGGACGUGGCUCCCAGAUGGGCCAGCCACCAAGCCCUCCCCACUCCACUGCCUGGAGAACUCUCUGAAGGGGAUUCUGCCCGGGGGGCCCUUGCGCUUCGCCUGCCUGGCCGACCCUGUCCCGGGCCCCAGCCCCAGCCCCAGCCCCAGCUCCAGCUCCAGCUCCAGCAGCUCGGAAGGAGAAGACCCACGGCUGGAGCCUGAGCUCUGGCAGCCCCUCCUGCAGGAGAGGGACCGCCUUCCCAGCUGCAAGGGCCUUGGCCCUCCUUCCCCACACCCUGGCGGCCCUCGCGCUGGCAGCAGCCCUGGUGAAGGCCGGAGAAGAGGCGAGACCGGGGACCACCGUGGUCUCAGUGCAGCAGGAAAAGCAGAAGAGAAGGUGGGAGGCCGGUCCCAUCCGCCCUGGACAGAAGUGUGCUUGGAGAGCCUGGGCCCGCCUGGCCCCCUGGGCAGCGCCGGAGGAGGUCGUGUCCAAAUAUCCCCGGUCAGAGUGGCUCUGGGAAAACGAUGUGUAUCCACACCCCAAGUGCUCUGUGCCCUUCCUGCGGGGGCAGCUGUGGGUCCCUGCCCUGCCUCUCAGCUGGGGAAAAGGUCGGGAUCUGGGCCCUGCCAGCCUCCUGGGUCAGCCUGCGGGCCCCUGUCCUGGAAUCCGACGGCUGGUGAAGAGUCCAGGGGCCUGGGGCCCGGAGACGGAAGCCCAGGUGUUACAGCCAGGACCCACCCGAGGCCCCUUCCCGGAGAUCCGCCUGGGCCUCCCCCUGGAGUCGCCAUCCCUAGGGCUUUGCCGCGCGCCUCCCCGCGGCCACCGUGCCCCUGCGGGAGUUCCCUGCAGCACGAGCUCCGCAGCCUCGGUGCCGCCCUCUCGGAGAAGCUGGAUCGGCUGGCCGGGGCCCUGGCCGGCCUGGCUCAGGAAGUGGCCGCCGUGAGAACCCAGGUGGAUCGGCUGAGGCGGCGCCCGCGGGGCCCGGGGCCGAAGGGCCUCCUCCGGGGCCCUCGCUGGACUGGUGGCCCUGCUCACAGACACCCUCCCUACUGGAGGCACAAGGGCCCCCGCAGGCCGAGACCGAAGAUCUUGCGGGGCCAGGUGGAAGGCUGCAGGGCCGGCGACUCCCCAGGCCUGGCCAGCGCGAGGCCCCGCCUGGUGCCUCAGCUGCCCCCGGACGUGCCCCUGGCAGAGGCUUCGGGGCCCAGCUCUGGCCUUUCCCCACAGCCUCUCUCCUCGGCAUGCAGCAGCCCCGCUGUGCUGACCGCGUGUCACCCCCUCGGAUGCCCGGAGGGCCACCGGAGCCCCCCGCCCCCUUCACUGCCUGCUGCCCCACCCCCCCAGGUGGCCGCCAGUGCAGGAGCAGAGCCUCGGGCUGCAGCAGCGGCACCGCCCAGGACCCUAAAGUGGCCCAAGGAUCCGAGCUGCCUGUUGGCGGGGCUCCAGAGAACCCUUGAGGGGGAGCUGUGGGGUGGGGAGCACAGGGACCCCGGGUGGGGGCCCCCUAGCCGCCGUCUUACUGGGCUGCGUCCUGCCGAGGAUGCCCCACCCCUGGCCGCCUCUUCUGGGGGCCGGCCGUCCCCCUCGGCCCCCUGCAGCCGAACCUUCCCCGUGUCUGGACUGUGAGGGGGCCGGGAGUGUGCCCUUGGCCUGACCGCCCCGGACUCCAGGAUGCCCGAUGCUCAGGGAGGUGCGUUCCCCAGCCACGCCUCUGGCUUUCUUGACUCAGGUUUGUGUAAAUGUCGCUUCCCCUCCGGCCCUUCCCCGCUGGAACUGCCGGCGCCGGCAGGGGGUGGUACGCGUACGCGCGCGUGCACGCCACGUUGCCGGGGCGCUGCGAGCCGCUGCGGGGGCGCCACGCUGGAGAGCCCCUCUUCCCACCUGCCGUCCUGACCUCAGCGCCGAGAAGCCGAGAAGCCGUGGCUGUCCUCUUCCUGGCGGAUGGGGGCUUAGCUUUCGUUUGGGGCAGAACUCCGCCCCCUGGCCUAAGCGGGAUAUACCUGUGUGGAUUCUAAAAUUACCGACCCUGGUUGCUAAGGAAAAGGCCCAUGGCUCCUACAGAAAGGAGCCUAGAGGGGCCACACCAGGGCGUGGCUGAUGGGUUGUUACCAGCACUGGAGACAAGCCUGCCCUCCCAGAACCUCCAGAGAAUCAGCAACCCCCCUACCCCGCCCCCCAACCCCCCUCCGCGGCUGGGGGAGGAAUUCACACACGACUCCCUGGGAAAGAGCAGCACAGGUGUCGUCUUCCUGGGGCCGCAGUAACAGUACCACAGGCUGGGCGCCCUGAGCAACACACGCUUAUAUCCCCACGGCUCUGGAGGCCAGGUGUCCAAGGUCGAGGUGUUGGCAGUUGGUUCCUUCUGAGGCUGUUCGAGGCCCCUCUCCGUGGCCGGUCGGUGACCGUCCUCGUGUUCACAGGGUGCUGUUCCUGAAUUCAUGCCUCAAAUGUCCCUUUCGUCUGAGGACACCAUCCUCAUGCCCUCACUGUAACAUAAUUACUUCUAUAAAGACCUUGCCUCCAGCUAAGAUCACGUUCUGUGGUGCUGGGGUUAGGACUCCAAUAUACGAACCAGGUGGGAGGAGUGCACACUCCAACCCCUAACACACGUGAGGGGCUGAGCUAAACUUGGGUUCCUCAUGGGGGAAGAAGGCAUGACCGGGGUCACUAGAUCUGCUUUCGCGGCGGCCACCAGGCUGCCCUGGGCCCCACCCCUCAGGUGGCAUUCGGUGUAGCACGGGGAACGGCCUGCAUGUCAUCUGCCGCAUUUCCCUCCCCAGGGUCAGAUCUUUUCUCCCGAUCUUUCCCCACCCGAGUCCGUACUUGAUUUGAGGAAUCCUCGGGACGGUCUGUGCACACACGUCGUCCGGGAAGGCCCUGUGGCGUGGUUAGCUGUGCUGUCAGGGAACCUGGGUGCAGCGCUGAGGCCCAAGCCGACUCGGGGUCCAGAGCGGCUGUAGCCACGAUGGGUGCUUAAGGGGGGCCUUGUGGCUGCUGCACCCAGUGCGUCCCUAAAAUCAGGGUCUUUGGGGACACACGCCGCGCCUGGCCUGCGCUUCUUGCUGCCCCUGUGGAAGGAGCAGGCCACUCGUGCUGGCGGCGGGGUGUCCGGCAGACAGACCAUCGAAGGGGUGUUAGAACAUUUCCAGGACUAGAGUAAGUCCCAAGAUGACUGUCUCGGAAGCUAGUGUUCGUCAGAUCAUGUAAGUAGGAUGUAAGAGACAGUCUUCACGGUUAGCCAUACUUGAUGGAGAAUAAGGAACAGAAAAGUUCUAGGCUUAGGCUUUCCACUCAGGAAGAUGAGUCCAGCUCGUUCCCAGGCUGUGCAGGAGCGACGCUGGGCCCGUUUCAGAGCCAGUAGGAAGGGUCUGACGGCCUGGCGGGGAGAGGGGGUCGGUGCUGCCAGUGAGGGGCCCCGGCCCCGCGGAGGAGACCUCCGCCCAUCCACCUGCCCAUCCGCCUGGGCGGCCUCCCCUCUGCGCGCCCUUCUCAGUGGGGACGGGGCGGAGCACACUGUCCUCCUCUGCGUGACCCUUGAAGGUUCAGUUUUGUGGGCUUUCCGAAUAUCAGCCUGCACGUCAACACACGAGGGAGCACACGGGCCAGAGGGCGGGAGGAGCGGUAGCUCCGGGCUGCGCGGGCCUCCUGCUGCCGCUGGCGGGGAGCACGCGGCGGCUGCGGCCCAGGCGGGGGGCUCCGGGCCCACCUGGACCCUGUGGGAAAGUGCAAGUCCUUUCUCAAGAAUGUAGAAAACGAGUAAUAAAAUGAAUGGUGAGGCACUCCUUGGUCUGCAGCCACAUUCGUCCCCCAGGUCCACUGCCUGCCACGUGGACAAAACCCUUUAUUAACUGAAAAGCCUUCUAGAAUUUCUGAUUUGGUGAGCAAUCUGUGUGCAGUUUUGGAGUUUGGUCCCGUAUCCAUCUCCAACUACUUCGUGAGGAAAUGGGGUCACUCUGGUGGGAGAAACCAAGGGGCCUUUGGAACUCAGGAAUUCCCGGGGUCUGGAGAUGGGGGCAGAGAACCUUCGCUCCCACGGAGCUCCCUCAUGUCAGGGUCCGCGGCGUCCCAUCUGCCCCGCCAGCGCGAGGCCACUGUGAGGCAGGAAGGUGGGAAGGUCCCGCCUCAGCCUGUCGCAUCGGAGCGGGCUCUUCACAGCCCAGUAGAAGGGGGGCCGCCAUGGAGGUGAAGGGGUGCGGGGGCCACAGUCGCCUGCCUGAGAUGCCCCACGACGUCACCGCUCUCUGCGGAAGGAGCUCGGCGCACGGGCAGACCAGGCUUGCUCUAGACCUUGUGUCCUUGUGUUUUAUAUGUGGCUUCUGUAAACAGCCUACGGUCGGAUUUUGUCUUUUAAUCCAGCCUGACAAAUUUUGUCCUUUACUCAGAGCCCUUAAUCCAUUUAUGUGCAAAAUGAUGGCUGAUACAUUGAGAUUUGAAUAUAGCAUCUUAUUUUGUGCUUAUGUUUGUCUCACUCGGUGGUGGGGAGUUCCCGGCUUUCCUGCCACCUUUUGUACUGACAGUGUUGUGGGUUUUGUUUGUUUUCAGUCAUUCCAUUUUCUCCUCAACUAGCCUCAACAUUUAAAGAAGUAAAAGGGAAGACAUCCAAAUUUACAGCUGUAUUUGGGAAGUUUUAGCAUAGGUUUUUAAGAAAUUGAUAGGCCAAAUCAGGAAGGAUAUGGAAGAUUUGAACAAGCCAAUUAACAAAAUUGGCUCGAUUGAUGAAUAUCUAGAACACUGCACCACAGGACUACAGAAUAUUCAUUCUUUUCAGGCAUACACAGAACAUUUACAAAAACUGACCCUAUACUACGCCCUAAGUGUAAACAAAUUUUAAAGUAUUCAAAUUACACUGAAUAUGCUU